Molecule: messenger RNA, 296 nt
Organism: Meloidogyne enterolobii
Lineage: Eukaryota; Metazoa; Nematoda; Chromadorea; Rhabditida; Meloidogynidae
Source: the annotation of a GenBank genome assembly
UUGGUGGAUUAUGUGUUGCAGAAAAAGGUUCGAAGACCGUUACUGUAAAAAGCACUGGGCACGAAAAAACCCAUGUUACAGUCAUGCUGACAGCUAGAUCAGAUGGCUUCAAACUUCCUCCUUUCGUUCUUCUUCCCCGUAAAAGGCCUAUACCAGAAAUUGAAAAACUUUUUAAAAAUAAAUUGAAACUUGUUUGGUGCGGAAAAAAUUGGAUGGACAAUGAACUGAUAUCAAAAUACCUGGAGGAGGUUUUAUAUAUAUAUAUAUAUAAAUAUAUUUUCAUUUGUAAUUUUUAA